UCAAACAUCCGGUAGCCAGCUGAAUUUAAUGGCAUAUUUGCUGGUGUGUUGUUGAGGAACGCAAUCCUUCUGGUUCCCAUUAGAAUGCUAUGAGCCACCGGCCCGUCGCGCUUUGUGCGGAUAUGCUUGGUUCCGCUGGACCCUGCGCGCCUCGGUGGAAAUGACUGUGAUGUAGCUAUCUGGGCUACCUGGCUGAGUUUAACUCAAAUUUCUACCUGGUGACAAAACCCUACUUUUCACUUUCUGUCACCACCUCACUAUUCCUGCACACCCUAUGAAAAAGUCAGACAUGCUGGAUACCGCUGAAUAACCGGAAGCGUUGGAGGGGGUGUUACAUUUUAUCUUUAAGUCCCUUUAGAUGACUGCCAUGUUUUGUGUUCGUAUGAGAAACUGAGCUGGGGGAACAGUGGACAGCAAGUGAGGCUGACGGGGCCAGACAGUGAGUGUUGGUGACAGAAAAGAAGUGCCAUCCUCCCGGUACCUACCUGAGGCAACUAGGUCCCGAGGAUGACAAGCCUGUUCAAGCGCAGCAGCAGCAAUGGAGGCUCCGAAAGCAGCGGAAGUGGUGGUGGUGGUGGCGGCAGGGGGGGCGGCGGUGGACAGGGGCAGCUCAAUAACAGCAGGACCAACCGGCAGGUCCGACGCCUGGAAUUUAACCAGGCCAUGGAGGACUUCAAGACCAUGUUUCCCUCUAUGGACUAUGAGGUGAUUGAGUGCGUGCUGCGCUCCAACAACGGAGCUGUGGACGCCACAAUCGACCAGCUGCUCCAGAUGAGCAUUGACGGACAGGGUUCGGAUGACAGCUCAGACUCUGAUGACAGCAUCCCACCCGAGAUUCUUGAGCGAACGCUGGAACCUGACAGUUCAGACGAGGAACCGCCACCAGUCUACUCCCCACCAUCAUAUGACAUGCACAUUUAUGACAGAAAAUACCCAGAAGCCCCACCAUCACCCCCGCCAAGAUUUGAAGCCCAGCCACCACCAGGUCAUCAGCAGGUCAGAAGUUACCGGAACUGGAACCCUCCUUUACUUGGAAAUCUCCCCGAUGACUUUCUGCGGAUCCUCCCACAGCAGUUGGAAAGCAUAAAGCAAGACUCUCAGAGCAGUCUAUCCCACCCUUCAUCGUCAUCGUCUUCCUCAGUUUCCUCAAUAAGCCAAUGGAUAGCCCAGUCCGGGGCUGGAACCUCUGGAAGUCCAGGUUUGACAAUGGGAGCAACCGAGCAAGACAAGAAACUGAAGCAGUACCUGGAAGACGAGCGCAUCGCCCUGUUCCUGCAGAACGAGGAGUUCAUGAGAGAGCUGCAGCGCAACCGCGAGUUCCUCGUGGCCUUGGAGAGAGAUCGCUUGAAGUAUGAAUCAAAGAAAUCAAAGUCCACUCAUUCAUCUAGUAUGGAGAAUUCCACAGGAGAACAGUACUCUGCAGCAUCACUGGAGGCGGUCUCGGAUGACGCCAUGUUCAGAGACAAGCUUAAACACAUGGGUAAAUCAACAAGAAAGAAGCUGUUUGAAAUUGCCAGAACGUUUUCAGAAAAGACGAAGCGGAGAAAGUCAAAAAGGAAGAUGCUCCUGAAGCACCAUUCAUUGGGCACAACCAACUCUACAUCCAAUCUCCUCGACGACGUAGAGGCAAACCCCUGCGAGGAAAAUGGUCAGUCCAGAAGAGCAAACCCUCAGGAAGAAAAUGAGCGCCAUGAGCCAAUGUUAUGAUCCUCUUAUGCUGCACCAUGUCAGGGUUACCAUGGCAAAGGCAGUGCGACUCAUGGCUGGUGGCCUAGCAGCUCUUCCUGUCUCCCCCUGCUCACAUCACCCUAAUCCAAACCAGCCAAUGUAAGGCUCAGUAAUGACCACCUCCUCCUAGGAAGAGGAUCUGGACUUUUUCCAGCACUGGCCCAACUGUCUAUUAAUGCAUCAUCUCUGUAUUGAUAAUAUAUCAUUUGUACAUCCUGAUCAGUAUUUGUUAACUGCUCUCCUUAAUCCACUGAGAGAAACACAAAGGUAGUGAUGAUCUUGAGCCAUAUGAACCUUUAAUACUUUAUUCUGAUGGUGCCCCAGCUUUGCUUGUCAGAUCCUUUCUAUACAAUAAACCACGUAGAGCUUUUUUUACCAUGUUUUCUUAUCGGAUUGUUGUAUUUAGCUCUCCUUGGAAGUCAUGGGUUAUGGAACUGAAAUUGUUGUAUGAAAAUAUUUCGACUGCUCACAGAUGACCAGUGGAUGAACAACACUAUCCACUAUCCAUGUUUGGAGCAGUUCAGUAGUCUGCUUUGUUCUGGAAGGGAAACUGGUGUCAUUCAGCAUAUUGUAGCAACACUCACCGCACCUUGUGUCAAAAUAUCAAACCACGUUAAUGGAACAUUUGUGUCACAUAGUGUAAAUGACAAUGUGAUUUAUCAAAAGUAAUGCUGCAGACGUGAUAUUGUUGUCAUACCUUGAGACCUGGAUUAAAUUAAUCCAUCCAUUCCUUUUUAGUUUUAGCUUUCCCAUGCAACAAUAACAUGACUGAGAAUGAAUCUGAGCAUUAUACUCCACUUUCAAUAUUGUGCAAUUUAGUAAUGAAAGCAACUGAAGGAAGGAAAAACAGUGUAACGGUUUAUAGAGAAUUGGCCGCUCCAAUUAAAAACGUUGCUAUCUACCUCCACCUACCCAUAAAACCUUGAAUGUAUUCAGGGUAUUUUCUUUGUUUGGAUUAUAUUCUCAGUCCUACCACAUCUAGAGCAGAGUCAGAGCAUCAUACUUUGAAUAUUUUGCUCCUUUCAUGAUGUCACACGAUGAUAUUGGGUCCCGAUGCCUUGUAGGGGGGCAGGUGAACAUUAACAAUAAUGGAAGGUUAGCAAGCUAAUGUUGUUGGUUAAGACACUUGCCAACAUAGUACUGGAACCAUACUAGUAGACUGAAUCCACUGCUCUGUACAUGUCAAUAAAGCGACAUUCAGUGCCUCACUGAAACAUUGCUAAUAUUCUCCCAGGUUCCCAGAACUCCUACAUUAAACCUGGGAGAUGUUGUGGAAAUGGGAAAUACCACCUGUUUUGCCAUAUCUCAGAUUGUCCUUGUAGCAGAUUAUGUCUUUGUUGAUCACUUCUGCUGGAGUGAAGGAGAAAACAUGUUGUAGAUGCUGGUGUUAAUACUGUAGACAUGUUUAGACAUGAGACAAUCCAUUGUGAUUCCCACAUAAAUGAUGGAUAUGUCCUUUUGGGAGGAUGACGCAUCUGAAAGGUGCUGCGGAUAGAAGAUUCGCGCAAAUGCCCCAUUUCUUCUGCUCCUUCCAUUUGUAUUUGUAGAUGUUGACCUAGCAUGGGUUAAAUAAGUAGUGAAAGUCUGAUGUAGCCUGUGUGAGGAGUCAGAUCAUUCCUUUCUCCCUUUGAGCAUCACAUAUUUUUUGUUACUUCAGAAAGUCUCUACAAAUGAACCUCACAUUUCUAACAUUUCAUUUCAAUCUGUUUUUCUUCAAUUCUGUGUGAAUGUUUUUAUCACUUAUCAAUCCCCUUUAAUUAAACUACAUAAAAAUGUGAUUUUUUACUUUUUUAGUGAUGGACAAAUGUUUGAAUGACUGACUGCGACUUUUCCAUUAGGAAUUAAUGCAUGUUUUAGACAUUUCGUACAAGUCAUACGUGCCAUUACGUUUACAGCAGCAUUAUAUGAGCAGCUGAUCAAGUAACUAGUGGAAACGUUUAGUGACAAAUCCACUGAGAAUUGUCAUUGAGCUGUGUAUUGAAAGGGCUUUAAUGAAGCCACUGUACUCUAGUACUCAGACCCAGAGGCUGGCAGGAGAACACAGAGUAGCAGGUAGCAGCUCUCUCGCUGCUCCCAGGCCUGCUGCUAUCAGCUCGGCAUCACAGCUACUCUGCUAAAGGGUCACCGGGUUCAGCUGUUCUAUACUAACUACUAAGGGAAGCUCCCCUCGUCCCUCCCCAACACAAACACUGGUGAGAUGUGACCUAAUGGCCCCGUCAAAGGAUGUUCUGUUUGUAUGGAUAUCGCUUUAAGGGUAAGCCUACAGAUAUCCAGAGAGUUUGGGUGAACCCGAUGUUCCCGGAUGUUUAUAAUUGUGUGCUUCUUAUCACUCAUUCAGAUUAUUUACUGCUGGUUACUCUAAAGUCUAACAUGAACAGCUGGUUUAAACUUAAAAAGAGACUUCCGUGUUGGAGUGAAAUUAAUUAAUAUUAAACCUAUCUAUAAAUGGUUGACCUUU
Molecule: messenger RNA, 4186 nt
Organism: Gasterosteus aculeatus aculeatus (three-spined stickleback)
Lineage: Eukaryota; Metazoa; Chordata; Actinopteri; Perciformes; Gasterosteidae
Gene: cuedc1b
Product: CUE domain containing 1b
Molecular function (GO): ubiquitin binding
Source: RefSeq, a predicted model, not a curated record